Aaosphaeria arxii CBS 175.79 is the source of this 856-nucleotide messenger RNA. RefSeq lists its product as uncharacterized. NCBI's taxonomy places the organism in Eukaryota, Fungi, Ascomycota, Dothideomycetes, Pleosporales. The record is from RefSeq and is a predicted model, not a curated record. The transcript has a single exon. Bases 229 to 672 code for a protein of 147 amino acids.
UUCAGGAAUGGAAGUGUGAGGUGUGCAACUGUACGUGCAGGAGGUGGAACGAAAGGUCAUUGACCAUUGGCUCGUUUGGCAGGUUUUGCGGCCUUACCCCAGAUUCCACGGGAACGUCUAGAAGGAAGACCCUACAUACGAGAGAUUAGGUAGAUAAUUUCAUUGGGAUGAGAAGGGAUUGUGGAAUUGUGGAUGUUCAUGGGUUGGCCGUUGACUCGAUGGGAUUGAAUGGCUUUGGAUGAAUGGGCCCCUCCUCUCCCCGUGCUUCGCCCUUCAACCACCACAGCGACCACACCCUUCCACUGCCUCCCGACGCCAUUCCACUCCCAGCCAGGAGCCUGGAAACCCCGUAAUCUAUUCGGUUCCGAUGUGCAAAUUGCCCAGGUACCUACAUAUUGGUACAAGUCCGGAGGAGAAAGAGAAGAUUGGAGAGCAGGGCAGGACGCACGCACGGAGCUCAGGACAGAACGGAUGACGGUUUGCGUGCGUGUGGAAAUGUGCAUGCAAGUGGGUGCGUGGGCAAAGCGUGGUCAUGGCAUGGAAAAUGUGUUCCACAGCGCCAUCAUAUCGUACCUUGUAUCGUACCACGCAAUCCACUACUACUUAUUACAUGCCUACCUACUAACUAACAGCUACAGGACUGGCCGAUACCGAGGUGGGAGAAGUCUUUAAGGACACAAAGCACAAGCCUUCAGUAUAGAUAGGAUUACUGUUACACUACGCUGCUAUGACACUCGCGAGAGUGGAGACGACGGCAACUUGUAACUUGGUGCUCGGGAAUGAAAAGGAGAUUUUUUUUAAUUGUCUUCUUCCCUGAAAUCUGGACGGGGGUUGGGACGAGAUCACGACCCACCAC